AUGAAGAUAUUUGUAGUUUCCCAGAGAUUCAAUUUUCCAUGCCUAGCUAUGGGAUACAAGAACGCUAACACUGAUCAAGACGUAGUUCUAGGAGGUGGUCAGGAUGCAAUGAAUGUGACUAUGACAGACCGCCGUGCUGGUAAAUUUGAGGCUAAAUUCUAUCACAAGAUUUUGCAAGAGGAAAUUGGUGGUGUUAAAGGACAUUUUGGGCCAAUUAAUGCUUUAGCAUUUAAUCCUGAUGGGCGAAGCUUUUCGAGUGGUGGUGAAGAUGGAUAUGUAAGGCUGCAUCAUUUUGAUUCCGACUACUUCAACAUCAAGAUGUAG
This is a messenger RNA of Miscanthus lutarioriparius, 324 nucleotides long. The record is from the annotation of a GenBank genome assembly. NCBI's taxonomy places the organism in Eukaryota, Viridiplantae, Streptophyta, Magnoliopsida, Poales, Poaceae.